Molecule: messenger RNA, 2496 nt
Organism: Zonotrichia albicollis (white-throated sparrow)
Lineage: Eukaryota; Metazoa; Chordata; Aves; Passeriformes; Passerellidae
Source: RefSeq, a predicted model, not a curated record
AACAGCUGCCGUGUGAGAGCCUCGCUCCGUCCAUGGCGGCCGCAGCGCGGAUUUGCCUCCCAGCACGGGGACUCCGGUGUUUCCGUGGGCAAAGUCAUUGGUGCAGGCCUGCUGUUUGUGGGUGGAGGGAUAGGUGGGACUGUCCUGUAUGCCAGCUAUGACCGACAGUUCCGGGACAGCGUGGAGAAGGCCAUUCCCUACUCUGACAAACUCUUCCAGAUGGCACUUGGCCCUGCACCUUCCAGCACACCAGUGCCAAAGAAACCAAUACAACAAGGUCCACUGAAGAUCUCAUCUGUAGCAGAAGUAAUGAAGGAGUCUAAACAGCCUGCUCCCAAAUCUCAGCUAAGCAAACCAGAAUGUCCUGCUCCUACAGAGGAAAAAGGAGCAGGCAAGGCUGCAGCACAGAUCAUCUCUGCAACAGGGGUAGCUGUGUCGGUGCCAGCUCCGGAGAUACAGACUGAAGAAGGAAAACAACACGAAGCUUCCCAUGCUGUGAAAGAACGGCCCCCAGAAGAAGUUGCAGCCAGGCUUGCCCAGCAAGACAAAGAGGAGCAAGAGAAGGUGUCAGCCCUUGCAGCAACUCUAGAAGGAGCCCUAAAUGCAACUGCUCGUGUGACCCUUCAGGCUAUCACUGCUCAGCAGUCAGCUGUGCAAGCAGUGAAUGCCCAUUCCCAAAUCCUGAAGGAUGCCAUGGAUGAUUCUGAGGAUGCCUGUGGGAAGAAAUCCUCGCAGUGGCGCACGCUGGAGGAGGCGCUCAAGGACCGCAGGAGAGCCGUGGAUGAAGCUGCUGAUGCCCUCCUGAAAGCCAAAGAGGAGUUAGAGAAGACAAAGUGUGUCAUCGAGAAUGCCAAGAAGUCUCAGCUGGCAGGAGCCAAACCUCACAUUGUUGCUGCAGAAGAAAAUCUCCAUCAUAUGAUUGUGGACUUGGACAAUGUGGUGAAAAAGGUGCAGGCAGCACAGUCUGAGGCCAAGAUUGUGGCUCAGUACCACGAGCUGGUGAUCAAAGCCAGAGAGGAAUUCCAGAAGGAGCUGGACAGCAUCACCCCUGACGUGAAGCCUGGCUGGAAGGGGAUGAAGAUAACUGACUUAGCCGGCCAGCUGUCCACCGAUGACCUGAACUCGCUGAUCGCGCACGCGCACCGGCGCAUCGAGCAGCUGAACCGCGAGCUGGCCGAGCAGCGCGUGCGCGAGCAGCAGCACAUCGAGGCCGCCCUGCAGAAACAGAAACUCGAGGACAAAAAAGCCUUUGAGGCAGCCGUGGCCAAAGCGCUGGAGCGUCACAAAAGUGAGAUUGAAUUAGAACAAGAGAAGAAGGCAGCUGCGCCGCCAGGCUGCCGCCCACACCGACCACCUCCGAGACGUCCUGAAGAUCCAGGAGCAGGAUCUGAAAGUGGAAUUUGAGCAGAACCUAUCAGAGAAGCUCAGCGAACAGGAGAUGCAGUUCAGACGCCUUACUCAGGAACAGCUUGACAACUUCACCUUGGAUAUAAACACUGCCUAUGCCAGGCUGAAGGGAAUUGAGCAAGCAGUUGAGAGUCACGCGGUGGCAGAGGAGCAGGCCAGGAAGGCCCACCAGCUGUGGCUGUCGGUGGAAGCGCUGAAAUACUGCAUGAGGUCGGGCACGGGGGACAGUCCCACGGAGCCCCUGGGCAGCGCCGUGCAGGCCAUCAAGGCCAGCUGUGCCGACAACGCCUUCACGGAGGCCUUAACGGCGGCGCUGCCGCAGGAGUCGCUGACGCGCGGCGUGUACAGCGAGGAGGCGCUCAGAGCGCGCUUCCACACGGUCCAAAAACUGGCAAAGCGAGUGGCCAUGAUCGACGAGACCAGGAACAGCCUGUACCAGUACUUCCUGUCCUACCUGCAGUCGCUGCUGGUGUUCCACCCUCAGCAGCUGAAGCCGCCGGCCGAGCUCGGCCCCGACGACCUCGACACGUUUAAGUUACUGUCUUACGCCUCCUACUGCAUCGAGCACGGAGACCUGGAGCUGGCGGCCAAAUUUGUCAACCAGCUGCGAGGGGAGUCCAGGAGGGUGGCGCACGACUGGCUCACGGAGGCGCGCAUGACCCUGGAAACCAAACAGAUCGUGGAUAUCCUGACAGCGUACGCCAGUGCUGUGGGGUUGGGAACAACUCAGGUGCAGUGAGCUGGGAGUGCAGCUUUGCAGGCAGUUCAGCUGUUCUGGGCCAGACAGAAAUCCCACCAUCUCCUGAGGGUUCAAACAGAGCUGUUGGCAGGGGCUGGAAGCAGAAAAUCAAAGCACGGGUACCGUCUUGUUUCCUUGCACUGUAUUUAAUUUCACCAUCUGUUGUAUUUUUGUUGGUUUUGAGUUGUCAUGACAACCAACUUCAGGAAGCUUCCCUACAAUUUGUGUAAGAAUUAAUGUUUUCCCAUCUUACCAAGUGGGCUUGUGAUCGAACCAAAAUAAUGUUUGUAACCUGCCAUUAAUCAUUUGCCACUUUGUCAGCUGAAUAAAACAAGACUUCAACCACUUGC